Messenger RNA from Apus apus (common swift), 2309 nucleotides. RefSeq names its product SNW domain containing 1 (gene SNW1). Gene Ontology annotation, cellular component: spliceosomal complex. NCBI's taxonomy places the organism in Eukaryota, Metazoa, Chordata, Aves, Apodiformes, Apodidae. The transcript has 13 exons. The record is from RefSeq and is a predicted model, not a curated record. Gene Ontology annotation, biological process: mRNA splicing, via spliceosome. Bases 65 to 1774 code for a protein of 569 amino acids.
UGCGCAUGCGCAGCGGGUGUCCCUGCCGCGGCCUGGCUGCGCGGAGCUCGGCGGAGGCGGCGGGAUGGCGCUCACCAGUUUUUUACCAGCUCCAACCCAGCUGUCUCAAGACCAGCUGGAACUAGAAGAAAGAGCAAGAGCUCAAAGAUCUAGGCAGACUGCUCUGGUCUCCUCUCGAAGGGAACCUCCCCCAUACGGUUACCGUAAAGGAUGGAUACCACGGGCGCUAGAGGAUUUUGGAGAUGGGGGUGCAUUCCCAGAAAUUCAUGUGGCCCAGUAUCCAUUGGAUAUGGGCAGAAAGAAGAAAAUGUCCAAUGCUCUGGCUGUUCAGGUGGAUGCAGAAGGAAAAAUAAAAUACGAUGCAAUUGCUCGACAAGGACAAUCAAAGGACAAGGUUAUUUACAGCAAAUACACAGAUCUUGUGCCAAAAGAAGUCAUGAAUGUAGAUGAUCCUGAACUGCAAAGACCAGAUGAGGAAGCAAUUAGAGAGGUACUACAUGCACUGAUGUACCUAGUUAUCAGCAGUAUAUUGUAUGUCUUGCAUGCAGUGAUAAGACGCAUACUGUGGUAUUUUUGUCUUCAGAUAACAGAGAAGACAAGAGCAGCCUUGGAGAAAUCAGUCUCCCAGAAAAUUGCAGCAGCCAUGCCUGUUCGAGCAGCUGACAAACUAGCUCCUGCACAGUACAUUCGGUACACACCAUCUCAGCAAGGUGUUGCCUUCAACUCAGGAGCAAAGCAGAGAGUUAUUCGGAUGGUGGAAAUGCAGAAGGACCCUAUGGAGCCUCCAAGAUUCAAAAUUAACAAGAAGAUUCCACGUGGACCACCUUCUCCUCCAGCACCUGUCAUGCACUCUCCUAGUCGAAAGAUGACUGUGAAAGAGCAGCAAGAGUGGAAAAUUCCUCCAUGCAUUUCAAACUGGAAAAAUGCAAAGGGUUACACCAUUCCACUAGAUAAGCGUCUGGCUGCAGAUGGCAGAGGAUUGCAGACUGUUCAUAUUAAUGAAAACUUUGCCAAGCUUGCUGAGGCUCUCUAUAUAGCUGACAGAAAGGCUCGUGAGGCAGUAGAGAUGCGUGCCCAGGUGGAAAGGAAGAUGGCUCAGAAAGAAAAAGAGAAACAUGAGGAAAAGCUCAGAGAAAUGGCUCAGAAAGCCAGGGAAAGAAGAGCAGGGAUCAAAACUCAUGUUGAAAAAGAGGAUGGAGAAGCUAGAGAAAGAGAUGAAAUCAGACAUGACCGGCGCAAAGAGAGGCAGCAUGACAGAAACCUUUCACGGGCAGCCCCUGACAAAAGGUCAAAGCUGCAGAGAAAUGAGAACAGAGAUAUCAGUGAAGUUAUUGCCCUAGGGGUACCCAACCCCAGGCCUUCCAAUGAAAUCCAGUAUGACCAGAGGCUGUUCAACCAGAGCAAGGGUAUGGAUAGUGGCUUUGCUGGAGGAGAAGAUGAAAUAUAUAAUGUUUAUGACCAGCCUUGGAGAAGUGGCAAGGAUAUGGCCCAGAACAUCUACAGGCCAAGUAAAAAUAUAGAUAAGGACAUGUAUGGUGAUGAUUUAGAGGCUCGAAUAAAGACUAAUAGGUUUGUUCCUGACAAAGAGUUCUCUAACUCAGAUCGUAACACCAGAGGGAGGGGCAGAGAUGGACCAGUUCAAUUUGAGGAGGAUCCUUUUGGUUUGGACAAGUUUCUGGAAGAAGCUAAGCAACAUGGUGGCUCUAAACGGCCAUCAGACAGCAGCCGCCCUAAAGAACAUGAGCAUGAGAGCAAAAAGAGGAGGAAGGACUGAAGGCCUCUACUCCUUGAGAGGUAGAGAAAUGGACUACAAGCUUGGACUUCAUGCAAAAGGCAUUUUUAAUAUCGGAGGUGUAUAGGGCGAUGGCAUUGUAAUAUAGCAGUUCACAGCUCUUGUUGUGUGGAUAUAUACACACACCCUAAUUCUUCAACACAGAACAGCUGCCCCUGGAGAGUGGAGGAAUGGAGACCACUUUGAAAUAUUUCACAAGGGAAUUAUUCUUAGCAAGUACUCUGACUUUGCUUGUCUCCCUGUUGCCCAGCAUCUCAGGGUAAGAAUGUAGUCCCUUCCUACAGCUCUAGUUUUUUGUAGGUAGUGAAAGCUUUUACUUCAUCUGUUAAAAGCUUUCCUGCUGUAUAUAAUUACUGUCUUAUGCUAGGGAGUUUGAGUCUGGUUCUUUAGUGUGGCUGUAUAGUUUAUUUGAACAGCUGGAUUCUGUUUUAAAACAAAUACUCAUCCAUAGUUUAUCAGUAGUCUUUUAUUUUAGUUUCUUUGCAUUUAGUGAAAUAAAGCCUCCUUCCACCGCUCA